UAAUGAUAUGUUGGUGAUCUACAACGGGGCAUCAAUUUGCGCGUAUGAGCAACCCUUCCACUGUGGAUUACGCCUUCAGCCUGAAUUGAAAGAAAUAAUGGCCAAGAGUAGAGACUGGGAUGAAUUGACGUGGACAUGGCUUGAAUGGCGACGAAAAUCCGGGAGAAUAAUGCGAGAACUCUUUGAGCAGCUCGUUGAUCUCACAAAUGAAGCUGCCAGAUACAACAACUUUACGAAUGGAGAGGACUACUGGAGUUUCCCAUUUGAAUCUCCAUCCUUUAGGGGUGAAAUGGAGCAAGUGUGGAAUGAAGUUCUUCCUCUUUACGAAAUGAUUCAUGCCUACACGAGGAGGAAGCUGAGGGAAUUCUAUGGGCCAGAUAAGAUUAACAGGAAUGCUCCAAUUCCUGACCAUGUGCUGGGCAAUAUGUACGGGCAGAGUUGGUCUAAUAUUUUGGAUGUUAUUAUCCCCUAUCCUGGACGGAGUUUCCUCGAAGUGACCCCUGCAAUGAAUGCUCAGGGAUACACUCCCCUCGUGAUGUUCCAACUUGCAGAGGAGUUCUUUGUCUCACUCAACAUGACGCCCCUUCCGCCACAAUUCUGGAUUAAUUCCCUCCUUGAGGAGCCUCCAGAUCGGCCGGUGCUGUGUCAACCAUCAGCUUGGGAUUUCUGCAAUGGACAAGACUACAGGAUAAAAAUGUGCACGACUGUCACGCACAAGGACUUGAUCACGGCUCAUCAUGAAAUGGCGCACAUUCAGUAUUUCUACAACUACAGGCAUUUGCCGAAAGUUUUCCGCGAUGGAGCUAAUCCAGGUUUCCACGAGGCGGUGGGAGAUGCAAUUGGUCUAUCGGUAUCCACACCACGGCAUCUCCAAACACUGGGCUUGGUGCACAAAUCCGUCGAUGACACAGCGCAUGACAUUAACUUCCUCUUUGCCCUGGCAAUGGACAAAGUGGUCUUCCUGCCCUUCGCCUUGGCCCUCGAAGCGUGGCGGUAUGAUAUUUUCAGCAAGAAAAUCUCCAAGGAGCAGUACAAUUGUCACUGGUGGCUUCUCCGGGAGCAGUAUGGUGGCAUUAAACCACCUGUGCUGCGAUCUGAAUUGGAUUUUGAUCCAGGUUCCAAGUAUCACGUCCCAGCAAACAUUCCGUAUUCCAGAUACUUUGUGGGAAUUAUUUUACAGUUUCAACUACAUAGAGCCAUGUGUCUUGCCUCGCGACAAUUUGACCCAAGUGAUCCUGAGAAGCCACUCCACAAAUGUGAUAUCUAUCGUCAUCCACAGGCGGGAAAUCUCCUCAAAGAUUUAAUGUCAAAGGGAGCUUCUAAGCCAUGGCGAGAAGUUCUUCAGGAGACUUUGGGUGAGGGACGGUUGGAUGGAUCAGCUUUGCGGGAAUUUUUCAAACCACUCGAAGAAUGGCUGCGGCAGGAGAAUUUGCGGAAUCAGGAAUUUGUUGGAUGGAUGUAUGAUGGGGAUUACUGCAAGCAUAGCAUAGAGACGGCCAAUCUUCAGGUCAUUGGAGGCUUUUACAACACCGCCAUGAAUCUCCGUUUCACUCUAAGCGUGAUCAUUUUAACGCCCCUCGUGGGAAUCCUUGGCAUUCAACGACUUCUUCUGCUCAUUUAAAGCCUGCACAAAACACUCAUCAAACAGUUUGUUCCACAUUUCAUCCGUGGCCAUGAUCGCACAACGAAGAGCCAGAGAUUACACCCAAAUUUUAUUUAUAAAAUAUUCUGCAUUAAUGAGCUUCACCGAACUUGAGGAGCGACGUGUGACGCAGCCUGUGCGAAUUCGAUCUCAUGUGUGGUGCCUUGAAUUCCCACCAAGAUGUGCGCACUACCGCACAGAAAUGAAGGAGAUCAUCAAAUGGCAGAACGUCACGAAGACACGGCUCGUGGAGCACUGUUGCGAUGGCUACGAAGAGGUCACCGAGGCCAAUGAGAUCAUUUGCAAGCCCAUCUGUCCCGAUGGCUGCCGGCGGGGGUUUUGUCAUCAACCUGGGAUGUGUGUUUGCAAUCCCGGAUGCCAAAAUGGGGGUUACUGCGACAGCAAGAAGGGGGAAUGUCGCUGCCAGGAGGGAUGGAGUGG
Messenger RNA from Lutzomyia longipalpis, 2083 nucleotides. RefSeq names its product angiotensin-converting enzyme-like. Gene Ontology annotation, biological process: proteolysis. NCBI's taxonomy places the organism in Eukaryota, Metazoa, Arthropoda, Insecta, Diptera, Psychodidae. The transcript is spliced from 7 exons. The record is from RefSeq and is a predicted model, not a curated record. Bases 8 to 1621 code for a protein of 537 amino acids. Gene Ontology annotation, cellular component: plasma membrane. Gene Ontology annotation, molecular function: peptidyl-dipeptidase activity; metallopeptidase activity.